GCCGGCAUCUAGUCACUUGUAGGCGCACGCCCACUCGUCCUCGUAGUCUCCUACUACAUACACUGAACCAAACAUUCUCAACAGAAGCAAGCAGAAAAAAUAGCAGAGAGAGACAAUGGAGAACACCGCCGUCUUUGGAGGUCUCCACCGGAAUUAUCUCUUCUGCCCUUACCGCAGCGCCUCUUCCCUUCUUCUUCCCUCCUCUUCUUCCUUUUUCUCUAACCGGUCACUCUCCACUUCGUAUUCGUCGUCUCUGAAGCUUCCUUUUGCUUCUUACAAUAUCCACCAACAGGCUUCUCCUUUUAGUCGCGAUGCUGCAUUAUCUGAUACUUUCAGAUGCCAUGUCUUCCUUGAAUGCAGUAGGGAAGAAUCUGAAUUAGCUGACAUAGACUGGGAUAACCUAGGAUUCGGGUUUAUUCCCACUGAUUAUAUGUAUAUGAUGAAAUGUGCUCAAGGUGGAAACUUCUCUAAAGGUGAAUUACAACGUUUCGGGAACAUUGAAUUGAGCCCCUCUGCUGGAGUCUUAAAUUAUGGGCAGGGAUUAUUUGAAGGUCUGAAAGCGUAUACGAAAGAAGAUGGUAACAUUCUCUUGUUUCGCCCUGAGGAAAAUGCCCUGCGGAUGAGAAUGGGUGCAGAGCGGAUGUGCAUGCCAGCACCAACUGUUGAACAGUUUGUGGACGCUGUAAAAGCAACUGUUAUGGCAAAUAAGCGUUGGGUUCCUCCUCCUGGUAAAGGUUCCUUAUAUAUCAGGCCAUUGCUCAUGGGAAGUGGAGCGGUUCUUGGCCUUGCACCUGCUCCUGAAUACACCUUUCUCAUCUAUGUAUCACCUGUGGGGAACUACUUUAAGGAAGGUGUGGCACCAAUAAAUUUGGUUGUAGAGCAUGAACUGCAUCGGGCGACCCCUGGUGGUACUGGAGGUGUAAAGACGAUAGGAAAUUAUGCUGCGGUUCUGAAGGCACAAUCUGCUGCAAGAGCCAAAGGAUAUUCUGAUGUCCUGUAUCUUGAUUGUGUUCACAAAAAAUAUCUGGAGGAGGUUUCUUCUUGCAAUAUAUUUGUUCUUAAGGACAAUGUUAUCUCCACUCCUGCGAUAAAGGGAACAAUCCUACCUGGUAUUACUCGGAAGAGUAUAAUUGAUGUUGCCCGAAGUGAAGGGUUCAAGGUUGAGGAACGCCUUGUGGCAGUGGAUGAAUUGUUAGAUGCUGAUGAAGUUUUUUGUACGGGAACAGCAGUGGUUGUGUCACCUGUCGGCAGCAUCACUUAUAUGGGCAGAAGGGUGUCUUAUGGUGAAGGUUUUGGUGUUGUCUCACAGCGACUCUAUCAUAAGCUUACCAGGCUCCAGAUGGGUCUGAUAGAGGACAGUAUGAAUUGGACUCUUGAGCUGAGUUAGGCAGGCUGCAGUGGACCAAUUCUAGUUUGCAGUCUGAUCUCUCAAUAGGAAGCAUGAAUCCGUUCCUCUUUGUCGAAGUUAUAUCUGUUUUCGUCUCUCUCUUGUAAGGAUGAGUAGAUAGUUCUAAAAUGCAGUCUAUGAUUAAGAAAAUUGUGGGUUGACUGUUAAUUGUUGAAUGUCAAAAUGGCAUAAAAGUUCAACUAUAUUCUUGUGUGAUGGAAUUUUUAUCUUCCAGAGAGAGACUGGGAAGGGUUUUACUGGCAUCUACUAUUCCAUAA
Tripterygium wilfordii is the source of this 1665-nucleotide messenger RNA. RefSeq names its product branched-chain amino acid aminotransferase 2, chloroplastic-like. Gene Ontology annotation, cellular component: chloroplast. The coding region runs from base 116 to 1387 and encodes 423 amino acids. NCBI's taxonomy places the organism in Eukaryota, Viridiplantae, Streptophyta, Magnoliopsida, Celastrales, Celastraceae. The transcript has 10 exons. Gene Ontology annotation, molecular function: branched-chain-amino-acid:2-oxoglutarate transaminase activity. Gene Ontology annotation, biological process: branched-chain amino acid metabolic process. The record is from RefSeq and is a predicted model, not a curated record.